Messenger RNA from Aphanomyces invadans, 423 nucleotides. RefSeq lists its product as hypothetical. Bases 1 to 423 code for a protein of 140 amino acids. The record is from RefSeq and is a predicted model, not a curated record. Lineage: Eukaryota; Oomycota; Saprolegniomycetes; Saprolegniales; Verrucalvaceae. The transcript has 2 exons.
AUGCGAUCGAUUCACGGCGAAAGCAUCAGUGCCAAAGGUUGCCGCAAGCGCUGUGACGACUUGCACUCUGCAUUCCAACAGGACAGUGUUGCGUCCCUACGAGCGUCAAGGACAGAUGAGCAGUACGCGGAACGUGACCAGCUGCUACAGGAUCUCGCGGACAUGAUUGAAGCAGAACAAUGCAAAAGACGAGCGAACAAGGACGAUAAGAGCAAGAAGGAAGACCGUCGCGAGAUGGACGGACACGCUAUCUGUGACGCUGCUGCGGAAGGGUUGAAACGUAAGACUGUUGAAGAUUCCACGGACGAUGCGGACGAUGAAGGCGCCAAAAAGACUCAACUCAAGAAGGAGUUGCGCAGCUCUACUUCAACAUCAGUGAAGGAUUCGAAGAAUGCCUUGGCCAAGUUUGCGUCUUUGUCGUAA